Lates calcarifer (barramundi perch) is the source of this 2935-nucleotide messenger RNA. RefSeq names its product heparin binding growth factor. The coding region runs from base 392 to 1063 and encodes 223 amino acids. The transcript is spliced from 6 exons. NCBI's taxonomy places the organism in Eukaryota, Metazoa, Chordata, Actinopteri, Centropomidae. Gene Ontology annotation, molecular function: transcription coregulator activity; double-stranded DNA binding. Gene Ontology annotation, biological process: regulation of transcription by RNA polymerase II. The record is from RefSeq and is a predicted model, not a curated record. Gene Ontology annotation, cellular component: nucleus.
UUCCAUCAGGUAUUGGGGGCGCGUCUGCAGAGGGGAAGCGGGUUUCAAUUUCAAACCCAAACAGUCCGAGGGACGAGCUAGCGUGUUGUGGGAUAAGGUGUAAACCAAAGAGUUACAGUGCUCAAUUGGAAUUUGUAACGUUAUUCAAACACACAACAGAAGGGUGUCGCUAUUACCAGCCGUGGUUACAGUCCACAGAAUCCGCGAAAAAAAAAGUCGCCCGCCGCGUCUUCGCUCCAGUUUUCCGCGCCUGGUCAAUUUGGAUGACAAACCGACGCUUGGCUUGUUUGUUGCAGGUGUUGGCCAAUCCCGGUUCCGUACCACACUAAAACUACAACUGUGCUUUAAUUACACAUUUAUCCCGACAUUGCAAGCCAUCUCUGCAAGAAACAUGCCGAGGUCCAACAGGCAAAAGGAGUACAAACCAGGAGAUCUUGUGUUUGCUAAAAUGAAGGGAUAUCCACACUGGCCUGCGAGGAUUGAUGAGUUACCUGAAGGAGCAGUGAAGUCACCCUCAAAUAAAUACCAGGUGUUCUUCUUUGGAACACAUGAGACGGCAUUCCUUGGGGCCAAGGAUUUGUUCCCGUAUGAUGAAUGCAAGGAGAAGUAUGGAAAAGCAAACAAGAGGAAAGGCUUUGCUGAGGGACUCUGGGAGAUCGAGAAUAACCCCACUGUCACGCAUGAAGGCUACGAGUCAUCGAAGAAGGACAACGCAUCAGAAGGAGCGGGGGAUACAGGUAGUUCGGAGAAAGCAGAUGCCGAGGGAAGCAGUGAUGAGGAUGAAGGGGCCCUGGUCAUCGAUGAGAAGAACGAGAGGGGAGGAACCAAACGAAAAGCAGAGGAGUCUACAGAGGCAUCUCCCAAGCGGCCGAAGGAUACAGGAGCGGAAGGUGACUCUAAAGUAGACAGCAACAAGUCUAACACAGAGGCCAAGCUCAACGAUGUGGCUGGACCCAAGGCAACUGCUCCCUCCUCACAGAGUGAGUCAAAACCAGAGGCCCAGGAAAGUGCUCCAGCAGGAGGCCAGCUAACAGCAGAUAAGCCUGUGACAGAUAGUGCUUAACAUCAACUCACAGAAGAAAACCAAGAACCUUUCAACGCUUCUCUCUGGAAUUCAAGCAUCAACAUGAUUACUUGCAGGAUGCCAGAUUUCAGCCGUUUAAUUAAUAGGAGAAUUUUAAGAAGAAACCUAAGUGUUUGUAUUGAGAGACAAGCAAAUCCUCAUUUGCCAUUUUUGGGAUAUCAUAUAUCCCAGAAACAAAAAGUUUGCUAAUCUGAUUUCAAACAAUUGAACUGAGCACUUUAAGGCUCAUUUAUAAAUGGGAUUUUGGUGUGUAUAUAUUUUUUAUUUCUAAGUGCAAUUACAUAAUUACAAAGACUAAAUGCUAGGUGUCAAAACAUUUUUUUCAGUUUAGAAGGAAUAAACACUGAAUAUAUAGUAAAUUUAAAAAAGAAAACAUUUAAACAAAAAACGUAAACAUUUAUUUGACAAAGUCUCCCAUUUGAUGGUUUUAAAACAUAGAUAUUGUACAGGAAAAAGAACAAAUUUUCAACCGUGCUCUCAGCUUUGGUUCAUGAAUUCCAUGUUUUACUUCCAUUUGUUUCACCUAGCUUCCCAGCCUCAUCUGAAUCAUUUAUUCACUUGUUGGAUAUGAGUUGCACUUUCAGAACUUUUAUUUCCCACUGCCCCAUUAAUCGUUGACUAGUUUCACUUUGAUAUUUUUAUGCAACAUAGUUUUUGUUGCAUUGUGGUGUGCUUCAUCGCAGGUGACCAAAUUACAUGAUUGAUUUGCACAGGAUCCCACAUGUGGCCCACUCGGCUUUUGGAUAAGUAAACCCCAUUUGAAACAAACUACUUUAGGAUUUAAACAGUUACUUUGCAAACCCCUCUUUAACUUUCUUUAACUGAUGGUGUGCAUUAUUGAAAGCAGAAAGACAUUCCUGAAUGUUGUCGCGUCCGAGCUCAGUCUUGAAGCUUUUCAAGUCAAGGUGGAGUAAUGGUGUGUUUUGAGGGGGAAGAAAAUUUAAGUCGCCACUUUUUCUGGGGAAUUUAUCUGGCAAACUCUUUCAGAUCCAUCAACUCAACUCUCAGUUUCAUGUUGUUAUGAUUUUUUAAGAAAAUUUAGCUCACAUUAAUGCUGCCAUUGCUUGAUACUGGAGAUGUAAAUUGUGAAGAACACUUGAUUGCAUUCAGUAAUUGGUUGCACCAAAUCUGUUUUCUUUUUCAGCUCUGAAAUGUAUUGCUGACGUUGUUAAUACCAACAUAUGAUUUACACAAUUUUACUUUAGAUUUUUUCUUCUUUGGAAAGGAAUUGAGGAAGAAUCUACAGAGUGGACAGUCUGUAAAUCUUUAGUUUCUGACAUUUUGGUUUCCAACCCUCCUAACUGGAAUAUGAGUCUGCUUUACUUCAGUGGUCUUAUCUUAUUAUUUUGGCUGUGAAACAAAGUUGUGAUGUUUUAAAGACGUGUUUUAUUCACACAUUUGUUUUGAAAACAUGUUGGUCAAUAUGUGGUGGUGUUAUUUUCCACUAUAUGUAAUUUUUAAGGUUCAAGGCUUUUUUUUUUUUUCCUAAAUGCUUGACCUGUUCACCAUGUUACUUGGAUGUCCUAGUCAUUGCUUCGGUGUUCUGUAUUUGGCAACAUGAGCCCACAGUUUAUCAAAUUAUGAACCUAAGGAAAAUCACAGCUCCUCAAAGUGAAAAUAUUUCUGGCUGUUGUGUCUAAGAUGGCCGCCUUCCUAUCACCAUGCCGCUGAUUUCAAAAAGUACCCCACUCAGAUCUACAGUUAAUUCCAAGGGUAUAAUUUGGUAUUAAAGUGUAAUUCUUGGUUUAGCUUUCUGUGUUACUUUCGAAAGCUGCCAUUCAUCUUAAUCUGCUGCUUAGUUUACUAUUGUAGUUGCCAGUCCAUUUAAUAAACCUGUUGAUUACAAAAAAA